AUGCUGCACUUAAACAGCUCAUGCAUACCGGAUUUUGAAAAUAUAAAGGAUUUGCUAAAAAGUAAGGAUUAUCAUGGCGUAAAGGAAAAUAAAGAUAUCAAAAAAUUUUUCGAAGACAUUAGUCUAGCAUUUAAAGACUUUGGAAAUUCAUUAAAAACAAUACAUAACAAUGGAAAUAAUAUAAUAUCAAAUAUUCAUAAAAACACCAAUGAUGAUAAUAAAUUUGAAAACUUAUAUUUUUCAAAAUGCUUUCUUAAUGUAAUAUCUCUUAUACAAAUAUUUUCCGAAGAAAAUUUAUCCUUAAGCGAACAAAUCCAAACAAAAAUUGUCAAUAAAUUAGAAGAAGAAGAAAAGGAAAGAAUCGAAUCCAUUAAUUCUAUUUACAAAGAGGAUGAGAAAAAAAAAGAUGUUGAAAAAUGUAGUGAUAGUACUUCGAUAAAUAAUAAGGAUAGUCAUGCUGAAAAUAAAAAAAAUAAGUCAAAGGAUGAGGAUAAUAAAAUUGCAAGUACCAAUAAUAAUUCUGAGAAUAUUGCCAAGCCUACUAAUCUGGGCCAUAACCAAACUAAUGAAAUAUUUAUUGAUAAUAUACCUCUAAAUAAUUUUGAAAUAGAAUUAAAAAAAUGUUUAGAAAAUAAUGAAUUUUCAAAUCGAUACUUAAAUCAUAUAAAAUAUAAAAGACACUUCUUAGAACUUAACAGAUUAAAUAUCAAUUUGGAUAAAGAAAUUAAUUCUUUUAAAGAAUUAACACAAAAAUUUGGAAAAAAUGUUAAUAAACUUCUUAUGACCAAGUCAAAAGAACGAAUACUAGCUAUCCAAAAUAAAAAAAAAUCAAUUUUUGAAUUCUUAUAUGAUGAUAUUGAAGAAUUAAAGGAACAAAAGUUACAUUUAAUGGGUAUAGAAAAAGAUACCCCCCAAUCUGGUGAUAAAGAUGAUACACAAAAUGAAAAACCACCUAAAGACAAUGCUCAUGCCACUUCAAAUGAAAAAAAUGAAAAAGAGAAAAAGGAGAGCACUAUCAAAAAAGAAAAUCUUUACUUGGAAAAGUUUGAAAUAAGAGAAAAAUAUAGAAUUGAAAUUUUAUAUUCAAGCAUUAGAACAUUUAUAAAACUAAUUUCUCUUAAACAUAUUGAUAUGAAUAUUCUAUUGCUCGAAAAGUCAGAUCAUAUUAGUUCAUAUGAUUCAUUUGUAGAUUAUCAAAACUGGCUAAGUUGCGUUUUAAAUAAAGAUAUUGAUGUAGAUAAUUUACAAAAAAAAAUUAAAAAAUAUGAUAUAUUAACUAAAGAUGAGCAAUAUAUGUUAUAUCCAUACAAAAAAUCGUCUUCAAGUAAUAAUUCUAAAACUGUAAAAAAAAAUAGCCAAAAAGAAAAAAAAAAAUCUAUAGCUAGUUCAAAUUUUCGGAAAGGGGAAUUGAUGGAUAGUGAGAAUAUUUCAAUAAAUAAAGAAAAGGAAAUUUUAGAAGAAAAAGAACAAAUCGAACAAAAAACGAUACAAACAGAUCAACAAAAUUAUAAACAAAAAAAAGACAAAAAAAAACGCGCUAACUCACGAAGGGAUUGUCAAUUCCCCGAUAAGUUCUAUAUCCCUAUAAUCAUAAAAAAAAAAUAUACCAAACUUGAAACAGUAGAUCAUAUAAAUGAACAUGAUCAUAUAAAAAACGAAAAAAACAUGCACAAGCAAGGUGAAAAUGAAGAAAAAAAAAACACACACAUGGAUGUUCAUAUUAAAACAUAUUUAAAUGACAAUAAAAUAGAUAAUGAAAAAAAUAUAAUAACAUUUUUUAAAAAUCGACAAAAAAAUUAUGAGAAAUAUUUACUCCAGUUCAGUAAUGUAGGUGAAGGAUAUUUUAGUCGUAAGUGGCAUUGGGGAAUUAAUAACCAAAUUAAUAAUGGAAGUGAAAGCGAAACUGAAAGUGAAAAUGAAAAUGAUAAUUUUGUUAAUACAAGUGAAAAUGCCCUUGAAGAUAUAACACACUUUCGAGGAUAUUUUCACGAAGAAGCUCAUUAUAUGUAUCCCUUCAAAUUUCCAAAGGGUAUCACAAGUAUAUCCCAUUUUAAUAAUACUCUAAAUAACUUAUAUACAAAUUCAUUAGAUUUCGGGGAAGAUGAUAUAAAUGAAAAUGAUUAUAAACUAUUGGCAUAUGAAUCGAUACUCCUUGUAUAUUAUUCUUUGUGCUCUCAAUUAAAUAUGUGCUUAUUCUUUGAUGAUAAUAAGAAAAGUAAUGUUACUAGCCAAUUAUAUAAAACGUUUCAAAAAAAAUAUUCACAUUUAUUACCAACAUUAGAAUGGAAAGAAAAGGAAAAUACAAUAGACAACCCUCCAAAAAUUAUAAAUAAAAUAGAUACUUCAAAAUAUUAUACAAAAAUGAAAAAAAUAAACAACAAUAGUAAUGAGCCAAAAAAAACUAAAGAUAAUAAUAACACUUCAACACAUUUUUUUUCUUCUUAUAAUAAUGAAAAGAAAACGGAUGAUUUUUUUCAAUAUAUGAGUUAUAUAGAAAAUGUAAAAAUGGAAAAUAUAUUAUUAAUAAAAAGAAUAUUAACUAUUUUUAGAAUAAAAUUAAAUUUAGACUCAAGAACAAAUAAUUUAAUUACUUUAUUUACACUUCCUAAUUAUUAUCUAAAUAAUGGACAUACCUAUUCUUUUCAUAUUCUUGAUAUAAGGUUUAGAAUUAUUCGAAUUAUGGAUACCCUUGAUUUGAAAUAUACAUCAGAUAUAAACAUUAAAGAAACACGCACACACAACUUCCGUCGUACUAAUAGUAGUAGUAACAACACUAAUACUGAUUACACAAUUUAUGGGGAAUGGAUAAAGAGACAAUUACAUAUAUUUUAUAUUUCUUUAUAUUUAAAAUUUAAUCGAUUUAUUAAGUUUAUUCCAUAUUUUAAUUUUUCCCAUUAUCCUUACAAUGUUAAUAACAUUUUUAGCAAAUUUAAACAAAAUGAAGAAUAUUUUAGUUACAUAAAUAAAACUACUGAAAAUAGUAAUUUUGUAAAAUAUAUUAAACAUGUACAAAAAAAAAUACAAAAAAUUCAUAAUUAUAUUCUUUCAAAAAAGAGGACAAAUAAUUCUGAACAAAUAGGUCAAAAUAAACAAGGUCAAAAUAAACAAGACGACCUUCAAACAAAUUUCAUCGAUUUUAAGAAUUUGGAAAAAGAUGAAAAAAUUAUAUUUAUAUCCAAUUUAUUACUGAAAAAUUUUAUAAAAUCUUUUCGUAUUGUUUUUGAAUUAAAAUCAAUAUUAAAACAAAAUCAAUGGAACACUGGAAAAUAUGAUGAAAAAAUGAAAUUAUCAAAUAUGAUUAAAUAUUUUACUAAAAUUGAAUAUUACGAUUAUGAGAUCAGAAAUAUUUUUAGUCAAUGCACUGAUAUUGAUAAGGAAGAAGAAACAAUAAACAAAAUAGACAAAUAUGAUCAAGAAAUAAAUGAAUCACCCAUAAAUACCAACAUGGCUAGUCAUAGUAACAAUAGCAACUUAUUUAACUACGAUAAGUUAAUUAAAACAAUUUUUGAAAAAGAAUUGAAAGAAAGCGAUAAUAUACGUAACGCUAAAUUUAUGGGUAGUUCAAUUCAAAGCUUUAAUAGCAUGACCACAUCAAAACAUUUAAAAACUAAAUCACUUAACACAGAAAAUAUAUACUUUAACAAAUCUAACAAUAUAUUAAAAAAUAAAUUAUCAAAACAAUUAAAAAAUAAAAUAUUCUACAAAUUAAAUUUAGAAACAGUUUUACUUUCAAGUUGGUUUAUGGAUAGAAAUUUAUUACAUUUUUUUUUAUAUUUUUAUAUGUCUUGUGUAAUUGACAAAAACUCAGACAUGAAUACCUAUUCGGAUGCACCAUAUAUAAUACAAGGAAUAUUCUUUAUUAUGUAUUAUUUACAAACAGGAAAUGAUAUAACAUUAAAACCUAAAAAUCAAGCAUAUGAAAAUGGAAAUGAAUCAACAUUAAUUCCUAUGUCUACUUUUAUUUUGUAUUUUUUUAUUCAUUUAUUUUAUUCAUUUUUAGAUAAAAAUAUGUUAGUUAUAUUGUCAAAUGAAGAUUUAAAUGGAAAUAUAGAAUUAUUUUUAAACCCUCAAAAUAUAAAUAAAAAAAAUGAACAAAUAAGUAAAACUAAUAAUGCUAAUAUUGGAGAUCCAAAAAAAAAAACACAAAAUAUUAUUACUUUACAAAUUGCUACAAAAUUUUAUUAUAGUUUAAAAAAUUUUCAUAAAUUGUUAUUCUAUAGAACUAUUGAUGAUACUAUAUUAGAAAAAUGUGAUGAAGCUAUUGAUUUAAAUAAUUUAGAGUCUUACAUUUUCAAUUAUGGGCAUGCUAAUAAUAAAGAUAAUAUGAAAAAAGGAUUUAGUAGUAAACUAUCUUAUGAAGAUAUGGGAAGGAUGUCACAAAAUGCUAAGAAAGGAAACAAAUUUAGUGCUGGUGGUAUACCUAGUGAAAUGUAUAAAAGUUUUGAAAUAAAAAAAAAAAAAAAAAAAAUAUUUCGAAAAUCUUCCAAAAAAGACAAUCUGGUUACUCAAGUUUUAAAUCUUAAUGAUAUUUAUGAAAAAUUAUUAAUUGAAAAUUAUGUAAAAAAACAAAAACAAAUUAAUGAUAUGAUAUAUUUAAAAAGAUAUCGAAAUAUUUUAUUAUAUUAUAAUUAUUAUAAUGUUGAAAAUUUGGCUAGUCCCUAUAUUCCCAAUACAUUAUCUUUUUAUAUGAACAAACAAUUAUAUUCAUUUGAUCAUUUUUUUUUAAAUUCAAUUUUAUUAAAUUAUGAAAAUAAUGAUGGAAAUAACGAAAAUAAUCAUAACUAUUUAUUUGAUUAUAAUUUAUAUAAAAAAAAAAAUAAAAAAAAUCCUUUAAUUGAUAAUUUUAGCAGUUUAGAAAAUAUUCAAUCAUAUAAAGAAAGUGUGUGUGUUGAUAAUAAUAAUAUGAACAGUCAUAAAAAAAAUGAUAAUUUUAAUCCAAAUUAUUUAAACAACGAUUGUAAUUUCUCUUUAAUAAAUAUAACACGAAUUGAAAAAAUAAUAUCAGAUAUAAAUAUUAUGAAAAUGAUAAGUUGUGAUUUUAGAAAUUAUUUAAUACUUAUUUUAUCGAACUAUCGAAAAUUUAUUGACAUGUAUUCCUUAUCAUAUAUUUUGGACAUGUUUUUAGUCAUACACACAUUUUUUGAAAUAAAUAAAAAUAAAACAAAUUUGGAAGAAAAAAAAGAAGACACUCUUAAAAUAUCUCAAAAAUCGAUAACUAACACAAAUUCGAAAAUAAUAGAAAAACAUACAUCCAACAUUCUCAAUCAUAACAAUAAUGUAAAGUCACAAAAUAAUGGAGCUACCAAUUUUAUAAAUUAUGAGCCCUGCCAAUCCAACCCAGAAUUUUUAACUUGCUGUGAAAUUGAAAACUAUUUUAAAUUCUUUAUUUAUAAUUCUGUUAAGAACAUUUUUUAUAAUAUUUUUUCUACAACGAAAAAUGAAAUUGAAAUGAAGGAAGCAAAGAAAGCAGAAGAAGAAAGUAAAAAAAAAACACAAACCGAAAUUUUAAGCUCAAAAAGUAAACAAGUUGAUAUAAACCCGUUUAAUAAUUGUAUUGAUAGCUCUACAAAUGCAAAAAAAAGUAAAGAAAAUAAUAAUGAACAGAGUAUGGACAAAAGCCAACUUGAUGUUACUAGCCAAAACAUGGAAAAUGAUGAAGAAGAAAAAAUACCUCUUAUUUAUGAACUCGUAUAUAAUCAAUUUGGUGAUAUGGUUAAUAAAUAUAUUAAUGAAAUAGUUAUGGAAAUUUUAUUUUUUUCAAAAAUAUGGAAAGAAUAUUUAUCAUUAGAUGAACAUCCUUUAACUGUUUUAUAUGGAGCUAAUAAAACAUUAUAUCAUGAAAUUUUAAAAUUUUUAAAAUAUAAUAAUAAUAAUACAGAUUUUUUAUUUAAUCAAACUUUAUCAAUUAUUGUUUCUUUAUAUAAUUUUAAUUUGAUAAAUAAAGAAAUUAUAAUUCAAACAAACUGCUAUCAAAAAUACCGAGCCCUAAUUCGUAACAACUAUCAAUAUUAUUCCAAUCCUAAAGAAAAUGAAAAUGAAAAUAAUAAACCUGAUGCAGUAAAUAAUGAAACACAACAAUCUGAUCAAAACAAAACUAUAAUAAAGCAACCAACUUCAAGGAUGGAAAACAAAAUAAUGAAUUAUUAUGGAAAUCAAAAUUCACUAGUUAAUAAUUCCAUACAAAUAGACAAUGAAAAUAAAAAUAACAAAGGUGCACCAAAAGAUGAAAAUAUUGAAAUAAAUAAUGACAAAAAUAAAGAAGACAUAUUUAUAAAUCUAUCUCUAAUAAUUUCUAAUUCAAAUAAUCCAUGUAUGGUAAAAUUAAUGUUUAAAUUGGAAAAAAUAUUUAUACAAAUUAUAGAUAAAAGAUUAAAACAUACAAAAAAAUUAUUAUAUGAAUGUUCAAAAAAUGAAAAGCUAGUUCCAUUAAAUAGUCCAGAUAUUAUAUAUAAUUCAACAUGUGUUGAUAUAUUUUCAAUUAUUUUAAAUAUUUUAGAAAUACUUUUUCAAUAUAAAUGCCCAAUAGAAUGGAUUAUGAUACCAUUUUUAGAUUUUCUUAACAAUUUUAUUAUUGAAUAUUGUGAAAAUUAUAAAAAAAAAUAUUCCUCUUUUAUCAUAUCUUUACUUAAUCAAUAUGCAGAUAACUAUUUUAACGGUUUGUUAAAUAUUACUGAACGACAAAAAAUUAAAUGGGAUAAAUAUAUAAGUAUUGGAAAAAAAAAAAAAAUACAAAAAAAUAUGAACAGCAAUAAUAUUUCGAGCCCAAAUAAUGAUUUAAACAAAUUUCCUGACAUAUUUAAAAAAAAUGAUUUAGACAUUUUAAAUAAUAAAAAAGAAAGUAUAUUAUUUGAUGAAAAUCUUGAACAAGAGUUUAGUGAUAUUAAUGAAGUAACAAAAAGAAUUAAACAUAAAAAAAAAAAUAUUUUUUAUAACUUAUUUAAUUAUGAAGGAUUAGGUGUAAAUAAAAUCAAACAUAAAGUAGGAGAGAUAUUAGAUGAUAUUAAUGAGCUUUCAAAUUUAUCAACAUUAUAUCAUGGUACUAAUACUAGUAAUAAAAAGAUAGACAGUGAAAAAAAAACAGCUGAAAAAAAUGACGAAAAAAUUAGUGAAGAAAAUGAAGAUAGUGGUAAAAAAUUAUUUAGUGAAGAUUUAAUAAAUAUAAUCGAAGAAAUAAAUUAUUUUUUUAAUGAUUCAGAUAUGUCUGAAUCAUUAGUAUUAAUAUGGAAUAUAAGUUUUUUUAUGAAUCAGAUAACUGAGAUACGGAAAAAAAUAGAAAGAUAUAUUUUAAAAUAUAUAUGUACACGUACAGAAAGUGUAGAAAAAAUAAGCAAAAUUUUUAAUAAUUAUAUUGAUUUUAAUAUAAAUACAGAAACAUUACAAAAAAAUUAUUAUACUAAAACAUUACUAGGAGUUUUAGACACAUCUAUUGAUAAUAUAAAAAAUAAUUUAAAUAAUUUUUUAUAUCAUGUAUUUAAAGUUUUAUCAAUACGAAUUGUUUGUUAUGAAUUUCAACAAGAAUUAUUUUAUAAUUUAUAUAGACCAUUUCAUAUAAACAAUCUUGCAAGUAUUGUAUCUAUAUUUCCAGAUACCAUAGAAAAAUUCUUUAUUCAACUUCCAAAUAAGUUUUUUAAAAAUAUGCUAACAAUUUUUAUUGAGCUACUUAUAAAAAUAUGGAUUCUUAUUAUUAUUGAAAAAGGUUUUUCAGCUACCUUCGAAUUUAAAGAUCGCCAUAUACAUAUAAUGAAAAAUGAUAAUUUGCUUUUAAAAAAAUAUAUUCAAAAUAAUCAAAUAAAACUUAGCCACACAUUUUUAACUAAAAAAUAUGACAUUAAUGAGUAUAUAGACGCAUUUUUUGAUGCCCUAUAUGCAAACAGAAAUAUGUUUUCCGACAUUUCUGCUGAUAAAAGUAAAAACAAAAAAUAA
This is a messenger RNA of Plasmodium vinckei vinckei, 7923 nucleotides long. Its product is annotated as conserved Plasmodium protein, unknown function. The coding region runs from base 1 to 7923 and encodes 2640 amino acids. NCBI's taxonomy places the organism in Eukaryota, Apicomplexa, Aconoidasida, Haemosporida, Plasmodiidae. The transcript has a single exon. The record is from RefSeq and is a predicted model, not a curated record.